Molecule: messenger RNA, 1019 nt
Organism: Medicago truncatula (barrel medic)
Lineage: Eukaryota; Viridiplantae; Streptophyta; Magnoliopsida; Fabales; Fabaceae
Product: cysteine-rich repeat secretory protein 38
Exons: 2
Coding region: 53-811 (252 amino acids)
Source: RefSeq, a predicted model, not a curated record
UAUCUAAACCUUCAAUCAUCCCAUUAAUAUUGUUCCUCAAACUGCAAUAUAUAUGGCUACUAUUUCUGUAAUCCCAUAUUCCUUCCUCAUUCUCAUAAUCCUUUUCACAUCUAAAGUAAACGCAGAUGACAAGUUCACCUACUUAUGUGACAAAAAUAACGAUAGAGGCGACUACAUAACCGGUAGUACCUACCAUAACAACCUCAAAAUCGCUUUCAUAUACCUCACUUUCAACUCAAAAGUUAACUACGGUUUCUACAAUACAAAUUACGGCCAAAACGAGGACAAAGUAAACCUCAUUGGAAUAUGUAGAGGAGACAUUAAUCCUGAAGAUUGUCGCAAAUGUCUCGUUAGUUCAAAAUCCUAUCUAACAGAAGCAUGUCCAAACAAAAAAGAAGCAAUUGGAUGGUACGAGGCUGAUCAGAAAUGCAUGCUGCGUUAUUCAGACCGUUCGAUAUUAGGCCUCAGCGAAAUGUGGCCUGCUAUAAUUUGGUGGAACGUGAACAAUGCAACUUUGGCAGAUCAAUUCAAUAGUGUGAUAAAACAAUUGUUGAAUGAUUUAAAAAACAAGGCUAUAAAUGGUGACUCACAUCGUAAGUAUGCUGUAGGAACUUUGCCAGGUCCUAGUAGUGAUCAAACAAUAAAUGGUCUUGUUCAGUGUACACCUGAUUUGUCGGUUUCACAGUGUGAUGACUGUUUGAAUGAAUCUAUUGCUGAAGUCCCAAAAUAUUGUACCAACAAGAUUGGCUGUAGAGUUUUUAGAGCAAGCUGUAAUUUGAGGUUUGAAACUUACCAAUUCUAUCAAACCUAAAGCGAAAUCGGCUUCAUCUUGAAGUACUGUUAUGAUAAAGGAAACACAUCAAGAAGAACUAUUAUUGAUAUACUAUAGUAGUCAUGUUGACACCACCCAAAAAAAUAUUACUCAUGUUGCUUCUGCUUUUGUUAUUAUGUAUAUGUUUAUCAGUGUCUAUUUGAGAAUAAAAGGAUAAUCAAUGAAACUUCAAAAGUGUUUGUAAUAA